AUGGAUUGUUUGAAAAAAGAAAAUAAAAGAUUAUUUCGAUUCCUAUAUAACUCUUAUGUAUCAGAAUAUGAUUUUUUCUUGUUGUUUCUUCGUAAACAAUCUUCUUGCUUACGAUUAACAUCUUCUGGAACCUUUCUGGAACGAAUCCACUUUUCUAGGAAGAUGGAACAUUUUGGGGUAAUGUACCCAGGGUUUUUUCAGAAAACCAUAUGGUUCUUUAUGGAUCCUCUUAUGCAUUAUGCUCGAUAUCAAGGAAAGGCAAUUCUUGCAUCAAAAGGAACUCUUCUUUUGAAGAAGAAAUGGAAAUCUUACCUUGUCAAUUUCUCGCAAUAUUUUUUCUCUUUUUGGACUCAACCGCAAAGGAUCCGUAUAAACCAAUUAACAAACUCUUGCUUCGAUUUUCUGGGGUACCUUUCAAGUGUACCAAUAAAUACCUUGUUAGUAAGGAAUCAAAUACUGGAGAAUUCUUUUCUAAUAGAUACUCGAAUGAAAAAUUUCAAUACUAUAGUCCCCGCUACUCCCCUCAUUGGAUCCUUAUCAAAAGCUCAAUUUUGUACUGGAUCGGGGCAUCCUAUUAGUAAACCCGUUUGGACCGAUUUAUCAUAUUGGGAUAUUCUUGAUCGCUUUGGUCGGAUAUGUAGAAAUCUUUUCCAUUAUCAUAGUGGAUCGUCGAAAAAACGGACUUUGUAUCGACUAAAAUAUAUACUUCGACUUUCAUGUGCUAGAACUUUAGCUCGUAAACAUAAAAGUACGGUACGAACUUUUAUGCAACGAUUGGGUUCGGUAUUUUUAGAAGAAUUUUUUACGGAAGAAGAGCAAGUUUUUUCUUUGAUGUUCACCAAAACAACUCACUUUUCUUUCCAUGGAUCACACAGUGAGCAUAUGGCGGACCCUGUGACCCCUGAGCUUCUAGACCCUGCAGUGGACAAGAAGCAUCGCAGCUUCUUGUCCGCCGAGCACUAG
Molecule: messenger RNA, 963 nt
Organism: Phragmites australis (common reed)
Lineage: Eukaryota; Viridiplantae; Streptophyta; Magnoliopsida; Poales; Poaceae
Product: maturase K-like
Exons: 2
Coding region: 1-963 (320 amino acids)
Biological process (GO): mRNA processing
Cellular component (GO): chloroplast
Source: RefSeq, a predicted model, not a curated record